AAGGUAUCUUAAUGCGAAGAGGAAUAGGCGUUCAAGGGCUGCUCUCAGAGCAGAGAAACGUAUACAAGGACCAAGCUUUUUAGAGCCUCUUCUUCUGGGUAACUCUGUUAAAUAAUCUAUGUUUUGCAGGUAGUUGCUGCUGUUGACUCACCUGAAUUUCUUCUGCAUUUGGCAUGAGUUUUGUUAUAUAAUCUUGAAGUUGCACUGCUGUUGAACUUAAACUUUUUUUCUUUAUAUGGAAGAUUCUAUUGCUUUGUUCUGCGCUAUCUCAAAAGAAGUUUACCUUGAAAAAGCCUCUGGUACUAUUGGGUUUUCAGAUUGCUGCAAGGUAGAACAGAGUGGUAGGAAAUAGACUAUUCUCUGAUAAAAAGCUGAUACAAAUCCUCCCAGGUGACUUAGAAAACAAAUAUGUCUUUUGUAAUCUUCACAUCCUCAAUAGCACCAGCCUCAAUUGUUAACCGAUACAAGGUACACAAUUUGCUAUGUCAGAAAAAUUCUUCACCAAAUCCCAGCUUUCCCAUUGUUCACUACAAAUGUUCACGGGUUAGUAUGGUGGGCAUAUGUACAAUCUUCAGGAACAAUUCAUGUAAUAUUCGAAACUUCAUUUCAAGAGAUUCCAUGGACCCUAACAACCAGAAGUUCACUGAUGUAUCUUUUGAUUGGGGAGAUCAAGAAGAAGAAGACCCUGAAGAUAUGGUGUCACCAUGGGAUGGUGCAAUUAUAUAUAGGAGAAACCCUUCAAUCUCACAUAUAGAGUACUGUACAACCUUGGAGAGGUUGGGAUUACAAAAACUUUCAACUGAGAUUUCAAAAACAAAGGCUUCAGUUUCAGGAUUGCGUGUCACAAAAGCCGUGAAGGAUUAUCCACUUGGAACUCCUGUUCAAAUUUCCAUUGAUGUAACCAGGAAGAAGCGAAAGUUGAGGCUUGAUGGGAUUAUUAAGACUGUGAUCACUUUAGGUUGUAACAGAUGUGGUGAACCAACUGCUGAGAGCAUAUAUUCCAACUUCUCUAUGUUACUAACUGAGGAACCCAUUGAAGAACCAGAGAUAAUCGAUAUGGGAGUGAUCUUUGGUGAAGAUAAAUUUAAGUCUUCUGUAGCUAGCAGCAUUGAAGAAGAUGACGAAGAUGAUGCUUCAAUCGAUUGGGAUGACAGGUUGUACUUUCCUCACGAAGAAAAAGAAAUCGAUAUUUCAAAGCACAUAAGAGACUUAAUACAUAUAGAAAUUACCAUAAAUGCAAUAUGUGAUCCAAGUUGCAAAGGUUUGUGCCUCAAGUGUGGGACAAAUUUGAACACAAGUAGUUGUAGCUGUACUGAAGAGAGGCCUAAAGAGAAAGGUUAUGGCCCUCUUAAAGAUUUGAGAAAACAAAUGCAAUCAAAAGGUUAGCUUAAUUGCAUCUCAUGUCUAGCUAUACAUACCUUUUUUUCUGCCCAAUGCCCUCAUUUCAUUUUGCUUCCUUGCAAUUGGAGAUUAGUGUGUUUUUUUUUUUUUUUUUUUUUGAAAUGUUCCA
Manihot esculenta (cassava) is the source of this 1510-nucleotide messenger RNA. RefSeq names its product large ribosomal RNA subunit accumulation protein YCED homolog 1, chloroplastic. Bases 409 to 1386 code for a protein of 325 amino acids. NCBI's taxonomy places the organism in Eukaryota, Viridiplantae, Streptophyta, Magnoliopsida, Malpighiales, Euphorbiaceae. The record is from RefSeq and is a predicted model, not a curated record. The transcript is spliced from 3 exons.